AUGGCCAUUCAAAAUCUACCUUCGGUGAAUCUAUUGACAGUGAACGAAGCUACCAACGAAAAGUUCGAAGAAGUUGAUGCUGAGGGUGGAACACUAUUACUAGAUAAUGGAAGAAGGUGUGAAUCAGCAAAAUAUCGUAUUCCUGGAUUUGCUCAGGGUAGUGGCUCAUAUUCCUCAGGUAUUCACCAUAUUCGAUUUAAAGUACUUCGUGGUCUUUUGUUUGUUGGCAUUCGUUCACGAAAUCUACCAGUUCAAGCGGCUAAUGAGGGUGAAUGCAGAACGUAUAUUCGGAACAGCUGCACAUGUGGAUGGUACAACAGCGGUCCCAGCAUAGUUCAUGGUGAAUUAGAAAAUAAACGUCGGGAUGUGUCAUCUAAUAAUGAUAAUACUUUCGUGUUUACGUUGAACUGCGAUGAACGACGAUUAAGUAUCAUGUUUCCAAAUGGUUCACUACACGAUGAAAUGGAAGUCGAUCUGCUUCGUACGCCUUUCCCUUGGCGUUUCUGCAUUGAAUUUACUCGUCUCGGUGGUUGUUUAUCAUUGACAUAA
Messenger RNA from Adineta steineri, 549 nucleotides. The record is from the annotation of a GenBank genome assembly. Lineage: Eukaryota; Metazoa; Rotifera; Eurotatoria; Adinetida; Adinetidae.